Messenger RNA from Rhopilema esculentum, 2091 nucleotides. NCBI's taxonomy places the organism in Eukaryota, Metazoa, Cnidaria, Scyphozoa, Rhizostomeae, Rhizostomatidae. The record is from RefSeq and is a predicted model, not a curated record.
AUGGAUGAACUGAAGAAGAAGAGAAACAUCAGAGGAGGACAUAGAGCUUUUGCAACGCAGUUGAUCAGACAGAUUGAAGAUAGUCUGGAAGAUCAAUUGAAGUUGAAGCAGCUUGAGAUACAGCUAGAUGAGAAAUUUGAAGUCUUAGGAAAAUUGGAUGACGAAAUUUUGGGUCUUGUAAGCGAAAUUGAUGAAGAUGGUUUGGGAUGCUUACAAGAAAUUUCUGAGGCUGGAGAGAUGAAGGAAAAAAUAAAUCUAGCGCUGCUCAAGUUGAAGAGUUUAGUGAAGAAUGAGAAGCAGUUGGAAUCGCAAAAGCCUAAUUUAACAAGACAUGGCUCAGAAGAAUCAGUUUAUUCUGUAGAAAGUUCAGCGUCGUCAGCAACUCGUAAAGUUCGUGCGAAGCUACCGAAGUUGGAACUGAAAAAAUUUAGUGGCCGCCCCCAAGAUUGGCAGGAGUUCUGGGAUAGUUAUAAAAGUGCGGUUUACGAAAACGAAGAGAUUUCAAAGAUUGACAAGUUUUCGUAUUUGAAGCACUAUUUGGAAGAGCCUGCCAAAAAAGUAAUUGCUGGACUUGCUUUGACUGAAAAAAAUUAUGCCGUAGCUGUCGAUUUGCUUGAACAGAGAUUCGCGCGACCAACGACGAUAAAAAGGGCACAUAUCAACGAGCUUCUGAAUUUAGAUGCGGUUUUUAAUGAAAAACAUGUUAAGAAGAUGCGAGAACUUUAUGAUACUAUUGAGACACACCAUCGUGGAUUGAAAGCCUUAGGGGUCGACGAAAUAUCAUACUCGAACAUAGUUGUACCUGUUUUAAUGGACAAGGUUCCAGAGGCUGUUCGCCUGAACAUGAUUCGAGGAAGUAAGAAUCACCAAGAAUGGGAUAUGGAAGAAAUGCUUGUGGCUUUUCGAGAAGAAUUGGAGAUUCGUGAACAGCAUGUUUCGAUUUCAAUGGCUUUGGGAAAUGGGACCGUUUCUGGUAGGACGUCACCAGAACGGCGAAGUGAGAUGAAACCGAGGUUUCCUGGUCGAACAACAACAGCGAGUGCGUUGUUUACGAAACAAGAUGGUGGAUUUGCGAGAAGAAAGUUCUGUGUAUUUUGUAAAGAAGAUCAUGAAGAAGCCGAUUGUCACAACGUCAGGAACAAGGAAGAAAGGAAGGAUCUUGUUUUCAAAUAUGGACGUUGUCUUUUGUGUUUAAAAAAGGGACACAGAGCUUAUCAGUGUCAUUCGAAGGAAAAAUGUAAGUUGUGUAACAAACGACACCAUGUUGCAAUUUGUAAUGUUGUUGGUAGUCAGCCUAGUGCUAACCAAGCUCGUGUCAAGACUGUUGAUACUACUGUUACCACUUCUUGUGUAAGUAAUAUAGAUUCUGGGGGGAGAGCAGUCUUGCAAACCGCCAAGGCCGUAGUUACAGGUAGCAUAAGGAAUGUUAAGGCACGUGUUCUUUUUGACUCAGGUAGUCAGAGGAGUUUUGUAACACGAAGUAUGGUAGAAAAACUUGGUUUGAACCCCAUUAAGCAAGUGCGCUUAGGUAUAAAGACAUUUGGAUCUCAAAAUAUGGACGAGAAGAUAAGAGAUGUGGUCGAGUUAGAGUUGAAAGGAGUUGAAAGUGGAGGGAAAGUGAAAAUACAGGCCUUUGUUGUUAAUGAAGUUUCAGAAAUACGCAAUGAACAUGUUGAAAUAUUGAAGUAUGAUUAUAAGCAUCUUACUAACUUGUGGUUUUCAGAUGUUUGUAGGCACGAAGAUUCCCUUAUUAUAGACAUUUUAGUUGGAAGCGAUUGGCUUUGGACGCUUCAAGAUGGUCGUAUAAUACGAGGGGAGCCAGGAGAGCCUGUUGCCAUUCAUACUAAGAUUGGAUGGGUUGUGUCAGGGCCAAUAAAGGGUAAGUUAACUGAUUUGGCAGAAUCUUGCUCUUCAAAUUUGGUUGUAAAUGGUAAUGGUAUAACAGUUAAUUUGAUGCACCAGAAUAAGGAACAGGAAUUAGAACAAGACAUUAAAAAACUGUGGGAUCUUGAGACUUUAGGAAUUAAAAGGCAAGAUAAGGUGCAUGAAGAAUUUUUGGAUAAUAUAGAGUUUAAAGGAGAUAGAUACUCG